AUGCGAGAGGAGGACCAAGCCCCGGAUUGCGAUCCGGCGAAAUACUAUCCGGCUCGCAUCGGCGAGACCUUGUCCGGACGAUACCGCAUGAUCUCCAAGCUAGGCUGGGGGGGCAACUCCACCGUGUGGCUGGCCAAGGACACGACUCGGUCCGUCCUCCUGGGGUUGGAUUUCCCCCAUUCGGAGUGUCACGUCGCAGCGCACAUGGCUCAGAUGAUCCGGCUUCUGGGCCUGCCUCCUCGGCAGUUCCUCGAGAGGGCCGAUAGGGAGGUUUAUGGCCAGCUCUUCUCCAGAGGGUUCCGAUUCCCGGAUCUGAUUCCCUCGGAGGAAUUCAACUUCUCGAAUAUAAUGUCGUUCCUCGAGGGCGAAGACCGGCGGCUGUUUCGUGAUUUUGUCAGGAGGAUGCUUUGCUGGGUGCCGCGACGGCGAAGGAGCUUUACGAGGAUCCCUGGCUGGAGUCUGGGUCUUCAGCAAAGGGGAAUUCGCAUCGGUGAUCGAAAAAGAGGCCCACGGGCGCAGGGAUUCUCCGUCUUUGGUUUGAUCUAAUCAACGUCGUGCAUAUCGUCCUGGGGCUUCUUACAUAUCGGCUCAUCUCCGGGCGUGUCUUCU
Molecule: messenger RNA, 609 nt
Organism: Aspergillus heteromorphus CBS 117.55
Lineage: Eukaryota; Fungi; Ascomycota; Eurotiomycetes; Eurotiales; Aspergillaceae
Exons: 3
Coding region: 1-546 (181 amino acids)
Biological process (GO): spliceosomal complex assembly; regulation of mRNA processing
Source: RefSeq, a predicted model, not a curated record